This is a messenger RNA of Fusarium redolens, 2028 nucleotides long. RefSeq lists its product as uncharacterized. NCBI's taxonomy places the organism in Eukaryota, Fungi, Ascomycota, Sordariomycetes, Hypocreales, Nectriaceae. Bases 1 to 2028 code for a protein of 675 amino acids. The record is from RefSeq and is a predicted model, not a curated record. The transcript is spliced from 8 exons. Gene Ontology annotation, molecular function: hydrolase activity; zinc ion binding; oxidoreductase activity.
AUGACAGGCAGAGGUACCAUUGCUGUUGAGGAGGCGAUAAUCACCCCUGCGACAGUAUGGCUACUCGAGGAAACCUUUUCAAUUCUCAACCCGGGCGACAGCAGUAACAAGGCCCUCGAAGCCCAUGCUGCGAAGCUGCUUGACAUCCAUGAUAAACGUCUCGCGACCAUGGAUGCCGAGGGUGUUGAGUACAUGCUUCUAUCGUUAACUGCACCGGGAUGCCAGGGUAUUACCGAUUCUCGACUUGCAGAAAAGACCGCAAGAGAAGCCAACGACUGGCUGGCAUGCCAAGUCUCGAAAAAGCCAGACAGAUUUGGUGGUCUUGCAGCGCUUUCGAUGCAUGGCCCUGAAGAAGCAGCGCAAGAGCUUGAAAGGGCCGUCACAAAGCUGGGCUUUUUCGGAGCGCUUGUAAAUGACUAUCAGAGCAUAGAGGGGGGAUCGGGACGAGAGUAUUUUGACACCGCCAAGUAUGACCCGUUUUGGAAGAAGGUUGAGGAGUUGGAUGUUCCGAUUUACUUCCAUCCGAGAUAUGUGUCGAUCAAGGACCUUAAACCUGGUACACUGUAUGGAGAUCGACCUCAUCUUCAAGGUGCUGCGGUACAGUUCCAUCUUGACCUCUCGUAUCAUAUCUACGCGCUUUGCUCAUCUGGUGUUUUUGACAGAUUUCCAGGCGCCAAGAUUGUAGCUGGACAUUUGGGAGAGAACAUUCCUCUGAAUCUAUGGAGAGCCAGCCACUGGUACAACAAGCCCAGCAAAAAAGCUACUCGACCAUCAAAGGAAGACUACAACUAUUACUUCAACCACAAUGUUUACAUCACGACCUCGGGAAAUUUCUUCACUCCUGGCUUGAAGCUCUGCAUUGAGACAAUUGGGCUCGACAGAUGCAUGUACUCUAUAGAUACACCAUACGAGGAUAUUGAAGAAGCGCAGGAGUGGUGGAGGACUGUGGACUUGGAUGCUGACGCGAAGGACAAGGCUGCAGUUUACAACAAACCUGGUGAACUCAGUACCAAGGUCAUAGACAUUAAGACGCCUAGCCCAGCUGCAGGAGAGGUAUUGGUAAAGCUAUCUCAUUCGGGUGUCUGCCACUCAGAUCUUUCCAUCAUGAAGAACUCCUGGGGGAUGCCCUUCUCCCUUCCUGAUACUCAGGUUGGUGGUCAUGAAGGUGUUGGAACAGUUACUCAAAUUGGAGUGGGAGCUGAGAUACACGGCUUUGCGGUUGGAGAUCGAGUCGGAGUCAAAUGGCUGAGGGAUAUCUGCGGCAGUUGUGUCUACUGCAUCGCUGGAGAGGAUGGCCUUUGUGCCAAACAGUCUGUAUCUGGCAUGUUCAACCCGGGCACAUUCCAGCAAUGCCUCACUGUACCAGCCCGAUACCUGACGCCUAUUCCAGACGGCGUGAGCUCUGAAGUAGCCGCACCGAUGCUUUGCGCAGGAUUGACCUCUUACGCGGCGUUGCGCAAAGUGAACGCCAAUCCUGGCGAUUGGGUUGUUGUUUCUGGCGCUGGAGGAGGCUUGGGUCAUCUUGUCACGCAGAUAGCAGCAAAAGCCUUCGGCUAUCGCGUUAUUGGCAUCGAUCAAGCAAGCAAGGAAGAUGUCGCGAAGGAAAGCGGAGCUGAGAUCUUCAUUGAUGCUGCGACGCCCAGCGAGGAAUUGGUCUCCCAGGUCAAGAAGAUUACUGAUGACCUCGGCGCCAAUGCGGUAGUUGUAUGUGCGUCUAGCAAUGCAGCAUACUCUCAAGGCCUAGAGCUGUUGAGACCUGGUGGGACGUUAGUCGGUGUUGGAAUGCCCGGGGGUAAGCCUGUUGCAAUUGCAAGUGCAAUGCCUGGGCCGAUUGUUCAAAAGCAGCUGAAGAUAGUUGGAUCGAUAUUGGGGAAUCGCCAGGAUGCGAUUGAUGUGCUGAACUUGGCAGCGAGAGGUGUUAUUACAGUACAUUAUCAGACAAGGCCGCUGAGCGACUUGACAGAAGUUUUUAGGGAGAUGGAAAGCGGGAGUUUAGCUGGAAGGGCUGUCUUGGAUUUGCAGAGCUAA